Uncinocarpus reesii 1704 is the source of this 1056-nucleotide messenger RNA. RefSeq lists its product as uncharacterized. NCBI's taxonomy places the organism in Eukaryota, Fungi, Ascomycota, Eurotiomycetes, Onygenales, Onygenaceae. The transcript has a single exon. The record is from RefSeq and is a predicted model, not a curated record. Bases 1 to 1056 code for a protein of 351 amino acids.
AUGGCGCACAAGCUGAUUGUCUUGACCGGGCUUCCGCCGCGAAGUGCUCUCAACUGGGAUGAAUCGGAGCUCCUCCAGCCGCCAUUGCCGCCGUUUUACCAACGCAGGCCGUCAGAGGAACGGGGUUCCCUGGUGCGAUGGAGAUCGCUGGCACCGGUGCAAGCUCCCGUUUUCAAGUCUACGACGGAAGGGGCAUCGUUCUUUGCAAUGGACACAAUUCAAAGAUACAGCGGUGAGCCAGUGAGCCUGGACGCAGAUGAAACUGCAUUGUCCGAAUUCUACGAUCAGUCGUUCGCUUUGCACGAAGGAAUCCACCGUUCCUUCACUAGCGCCACCAAGUCAUUUACGGAUGAUUCAGACCUUACUGGGAGUUUCGGUGAUGAAAGCCAUGAUGAUUCGACGUCGAAAUUGCCUUUAUCUCAGCAUGACGGAACAUCCCCCGACGUACAGCGUGUUCAGGGCCACUUGAGCGAUGUCGAAGAUAUUCCCAGCGCAACGUAUCUGCAGUCGGUAGCCCCACGGACCGUGCUCGUGAACCUGAUUGUUGCCAUCAUCAGCAUACCUCCUCGACGCCGUGUUCGAACGCGCUGGGGCCGUGAAAUGGAUGUCGUGGAAUUAUUGGUCGGGGACGAAACAAAAUCUGGGUUUCGCGUGAGUUGCUGGGUACCACCGUCGAAUGAGCAUGCUAUGGUCGUGCCCUCAAAGUCGCUUGAAGAGUCUUUGAAAGCCCUGCAGCUGCGCGACGUUAUUCUCCUGCGUUCCAUAGCUCUGGCCUCUUUUCGUGGGCAAGUAUACGGGCAGAGUUUACGCCAAAACAUGACCAAGAUUGAUGUUUUGGAUCGCGAGAUUAUCUCGUCGACGGGCAUCGAUGAGAGCACGGCUGGCGGUCUAGGAGAAGCGAAGAGAUCUCACCCCCAGGCCAUGAAGGUACGUAGGGUCAGACGGUGGAUUCGAAAUUUUGUCACUCCUGGAGCGGCUUCCAACGAGAAUGCGAACGGCUCUCUGUUGAUCCCGAGGCCAGCAGGAACCAUGCUGCUUCCACCAGAUAGUCAAUAA